Messenger RNA from Penicillium salamii, 4107 nucleotides. The record is from the annotation of a GenBank genome assembly. Lineage: Eukaryota; Fungi; Ascomycota; Eurotiomycetes; Eurotiales; Aspergillaceae.
AUGCCCUCCGAACUGGAAGAGCUCGUGGAAUUCCUCCACCAUGGCAACACCCAAAUUCGUCAAAUCGCUGCCGAGAAUCUCGUCGGCUUCUCGACCGCACAGCCGGACCUGUUCAAGCGUCACCAAUUGCUCCCCGUCCGCGAUCUGAAGCUGUUGGUCCGCGAUUAUACGGCCAUCGCAAAGAAUGCGUUGAUUAUGCUGGUGAACCUGUCCAGUGACGAGGAGGUGCUCAAACUUCUGUCCGACGAUGAUAAAUUCCUGGAGGAUUUGCUGGUGAAAUUGACGAAUGAUAAGGAGCCCAAUGCCGAUGAAGUGGCAAUGCUAUUGGCCAAUCUGAUCAAGUCCGAAAACCUCCAGCGACUGUUCACCGUCAAGCGGCAAGCCCCCAAGUCGGUGUCGACAUCAGAGAACGCGAUUGAUCAGAUCAUGGACUGUUUCGUCAAGGGCGCCGAGGGGGCCCUCAACAAGCAUGCCAACUAUGAUUACCUGUCCUACCUCUUCGCCGACUUGUCCCAGACCGAGAAGGGCCGAGCUUAUUUCCUAGAGCGCCAGGACUACGACGGGGUGGUUCCCAUCACCAAGUUGACGGUAUUCACAGAGCAUAGUAGCGACAUCCGGAGGAAGGGUGUCGCCUCCACUCUCAAGAAUGUUGCCUUCGAGGUCGACUCCCAUCCCAUGCUCUUCGCCGAAGAUGGGGCCAACCUCCUCCCCUACUUGCUGCUCCCGCUCGCCGGCCCGGAGGAAUUGUCGGAUGAGGAUACCGCGGAUAUGCUCCCUGAUCUGCAAUUGCUGCCCCCCGACAAGCAGCGGGACAGUGACCCCACCAUUAUCAUGACGCAUCUUGAGACACUGUGUCUGCUCACCACCACUCGCGAGGGUCGAGACCUGAUGCGCGCGGUUAAGGUGUAUCCAUUGAUCCGCGAGACCCAUCUGCGCGUCGAGGAUGAAAAUGUGCAGGAGGCGUGCGAUCGGCUGGUUCAAGUGCUGAUGCGAGACGAGGAGGGUGAAGGGCAAGAUGCCGAGCCACCGGCCGAGCCCACCCCAGCCGCAGACGAGGAUGACAAGGUUGUGGAACUGAGCUACAAUUACAAAGAGAAAUACUACCGGUAUUUCGUCAUACCCCCCACCACGACGACCAAUAUUCCACUGCGAACGCGGAAGCUGUCUUGCCCCUCUCCGAGGCGCGAGUGGCUUCCCGCUGAAAACACUGACUCUCACCUGGAUGAUUGGAGCGACAAUGGACCCUGUGAUUCAGACGAUAAUCUUUCGGUGAAUGAAGGGACCGGUCCAAAUCCUUGGGUCUUUAUGUCGCAAGCCCCUCUUCUCCGCUCGUCGCCCGCGGGUUCGUCAUAUGGAGCGUUACAAGAUUCGGACUCGGAGGAUACGAGAGAGACGACGCACAACCAUGCCCAGGAAGCUCGAUUACAACGCGCAAGUUUCGAAAAUGGCGGAAGCUCCUCGAACACACGAAGCCACGGUCCACGACGGUCAGCUUCCUUUGGCAGGCGACGGAAUAGCAUGUACGCAGAAAGACAUAAACGUCGGCCGUCAUCGGCCACAUCCGACGUUGGAAUGGGUGCCGAUUCCAAAUACUCCUUCGCCACUGGACUGGCGGUACCGGGUAACCCGGUGAUGCAAGAAACCCCAUUGUCUUCGCCCUAUAUGACCAGUGACGACGACGACGUCCUCGACAUCGACGAUGAAGAUCCCAAAAAUCUCGACGAGGAUCCUCCGGAUAAUUCGCCCUAUGCUCAGGUGCGAGCCUCGGUCCCGGCAACAGAUAAUGUCUCUCUUUCGAUCAACACACCUCGGAUGUGGCUUCUGUCGCUUUUAUUUUCCCUGACUGGAUCAGCUGCCAACCUGUUCUUUUCUCUGCGAUAUCCCAGUGUUGCAAUCACCCCAAUUAUCGCUCUCGUCCUAGUUCAUCCGCUGGGCAAGUGUUGGGAUGUAGUCUUCAAACAAACCAGCGAUCCUUUUGAGGUCUUCGAGAAUGGCUCCCUUCAUCAUCGAGAGCCACGUUCCGGGGAGAUCGAGGCUCCCCCAAUCCCACUGCUGUCUCGAGUCAGAUUGUGGUUUGGCCAAGGUCGUUGGAAUGAAAAAGAGCAUGCUUGUGUCUACAUAAGCAGCAACGUUUCCUUCGGAUUUGCCUUUGCUACCGAUGUCAUUGUUGAGCAGCACAAAUUCUACAAACAGGAUGUUCCCAUCAUUUACCAGCUGUUACUGAUUAUAUCCACUCAAGUCCUGGGGUAUGCAUUUGCGGGACUUACAAGAAGGUUUCUUGUGCGACCAUCGGCUAUGAUUUGGCCAGGGACACUGAUGUCUACAGCUAUGUUCUCCACGAUGCAUAAAUCAGUGAACAAAAAAGCCAAUGGCUGGACCAUCUCUCGAUACAGAUUCUUCGUCAUUGUUUGGGCGGGUGCCUUUCUCUGGUAUUUUGUUCCCGGCCUGUUGAUGCCUGCGCUAAGCUACUUCAAUGUGAUCACCUGGCUGGCACCCAAGAACGUUGUGAUUUCAAACUUGUUUGGCGUUGCCUCGGGACUUGGAAUGUUUCCCGUGACCUUUGAUUGGGCACAAAUUGCGUAUAUUGGCUCCCCUCUCCUCACACCUUGGUGGGCUGCAGCCAACAUCGUGACGGGACUAGUGGUGGUCAUUUGGGCUGCCGCUCCAAUACUCUACUACAAAAAUGUCCUCUUCUCCGCCUAUAUGCCCAUUCUUUCCACGGCAGUUUUUGACAACACUGGACGACCAUACAACGUGAGCCGGAUCCUGACUACAGAAUUUUUGUUCGAUCAAAAGGCCUAUGAAGACUACUCUCCGGUCUACCUUCCAAUCACUUAUGUGUUAUCGUACGGAGUCCAGUUUGCUGCUUUGACCUCUCUUGUCAGCCACACAGUCUGCUGGUACGGGAAGGACAUUUGGCACCAAACCAGAAAGGCUUUUGAAGAAAGACGUGAUGUCCCCGACAUGGAGACUUACCAGCCCCUCCGAGGAGAGGAUGCUUCGGGCCGACAGAGCUUUGACAUCUCGAGGCAUGAAUCACAUGAUCCUAGUCGGGAAGUACCACUGGGGGGAGAAGACGUUCAUUGCCGCUUGAUGAGGCGCUAUAAGGACGCACCCUUGACAUGGUAUCUGGUUGUUCUUGUGUCUAUGUUGGCAAUUGCCACUUUCACCGUGGAAUAUUAUCCCACGCACCUACCUUGGUACGGGCUUCUUUUGGCUCUCAUGAUUACCAGCGUGUUUUUCAUCCCCGUGGGAAUCAUCAUGGCUGUCACGAACCAGCACAGCAGCCUCUAUCUGAUCUGUCAACUUCUCUGUGGAAUUGUAUUCCCGGGUAGACCUGUGGCAAACAUGAUCUUCGUGACGUACUCGUAUAUCAGUUCUGCACAAGGGAUCAAAUUCUCAUCUGAUCUCAAACUCGGGCAUUAUAUGAAGAUCCCACCACGGAUUCUUUUUGGUGUGCAGAUGAUGGCGACUUUGGCGUCUAGUCUCACCCAGAUCGGGGUGUUGAACUGGAUGUUCAGCUAUAUCCCAGGACUGUGUACACCCGAGGCUAUCAACGGAUUCAAUUGCCCUAUCGCUCGCGUGCAUUUCAACGGCAGCAUACUAUGGGGAGUGGUAGGGCCCCAGCGCUUCUUUGGGCCAGGGGGCCUGUAUCGACCUCUCGUGUGGGCAUUCCUCGUGGGUGCUGUGGCCCCCCUAGGUGCUUGGCUCUUGGGGCGACAUAGCAAGAAGAGUUUCUGGCGUCUCGUCAACUUUCCCAUCUUAUUUGGCAGUCUGAGUUGGAUUCCGCCUGCCACGGGGCUCAAUUUCUCCAUUUGGGCGCUGGUCUGUUUCGUGUUCAAUUAUCUGAUCCGAAGACGGAGAACUGCGUGGUGGGAAAAGUACGCCAUGACUCUUUCCGCGGCAUUAGACUCUGGGCUGGCCUUUGCGGUUGUGGUCGUUUUCUUUGCCUUCGUCUACCCGGGUUGGGUGGAUGGAUUCAAGUGGUGGGGAACGGAGAUCUACAAACAGGUAAGAUAUGUCUUCGCUCUUCUGUCUGCCUUUUUCUCUCCCAGACUAUAUACUAAUUGUGUGUUAGGGAUGCGAUUGGGUUGCUUGCCCCUAUAA